AAAAAAAAAAGAAGAUUUUAUUAUCUAUAAUGGCUUCAAGAAAACCGUCAGUGAGGCACCCUAGCCACAACCAUCCAUUGCGUGGUCACAAAGCCCAAGCUGAGGAAGAGCUCAUCUGCUCAGGCUGUGACCUAGACCUGAUAGGCGCAGCUUUCAAAUGCACAAAAUCUGAAUGCGAUUACUUCUUGCACAAGUCAUGCUUCGAGCUUCCACGUGAGAACCGUCACAAGUCUCACCCGGACCACCCUUUGACCCUGCUCUAUACUCCACCGUACGAGUCCUCAACUUACACGUGCGACGCGUGCGGUGAGUAUGGAUCCGGGUUUGUUUACAACUGUUCUGUCUGUCAGUGCGAUGUACAUGUCGGAUGUGUGUCUAUGCCUGAGACCGUGGAGCGUGAAGGACACGCGCAUCCGCUCACGUUACUCUACCGUUCUCCUUACCAGAACGGUCUGAUAUUUCACUGCGAUGAAUGUCAUGAGACCGUUCCGGAUAAUCUCUGGUCUUACUAUUGCAAGGAAUGUGACUACGGGACGCAUUUACAUUCUUGUGCGGUAGAGGAGAAGGAAGAGCCAAAGAGAGGAGGAGGAGGCAAUGGUAAUACUAGUAAGAAUAAUGGAGGAAGGGGCUCCGCGUCUUCGGAGUUAGCCGCGAUGCUGGAAGCUCAAAGGGAGAUGGAGAUGAUGCAGAUUCAGUUAGAUAUGGAGAUGCAGAGAGCUAAGAUGGCGAAGAAGGCCAGAAAGGCUUGUCUAAAGCUGAUCUAGUGAGAUUCAUCAUCUGUUUCUCUCGAGCUAUCUUGGAUUCUUGAAGCUUUGAUACUCGUUGACUAUUGUUCUUGGUUUUUUUUUUUUUGCUCUUGUGUUUCCAUUAUUGUUUGCAAGCGAUCAUGUUUUUUUUUCUUCUUUUUGAAUAUUUCUUUAACUGUCUGAAUAAAAUAAUUACAUCACUUCUUUUGUUGUUGGUGUUUACUUUAAUUGUCAUAAAUAUGUAACUUUUUUUUUGGAAAAAUAUAAAUAUGUCAGUUAUUAUGAAUAUUUGUUGGAGGAGGUUUAUGUGACUUGGAAUACAU
Molecule: messenger RNA, 1069 nt
Organism: Eruca vesicaria subsp. sativa (arugula)
Lineage: Eukaryota; Viridiplantae; Streptophyta; Magnoliopsida; Brassicales; Brassicaceae
Source: the annotation of a GenBank genome assembly